GUAGAAAAAAAGUCGUGUCAACGCGACAAUGAUCCUCAUCAUCUCACAAAACACACUCGUCUUUCUCUUCUUCCUAAGAUCCCUUCUCACUUCUAUAGUUCUAUUCUCUUCUCUUUCUCCACCUCUUCACCUCUUCUCUCCCCUGUCUUCUUCUUAAUUAGCCUCUCUCAUUGCGUGCACCACCCCAAAAAAAAUAUACAUAUACAUAUAUACAUAAAAAAAACAACCCCCCCCCCCCCCCCCUCUACGUGGCCACACUCGCUCACAACACAACACACCCUCUUAAUUAAAUCUCUAUAUAAAACCCCUUCAGGGUCUCUCCACUAUGACGGGCAGGGAAAUUUUUCAUAAGAUGAAGGAAAAAGUUUUGGGCUCAUCUGAUCCUGAUUCUGGUAAAGGAAAGAGCAAGAUGAAGAAGAACAUAACUCAUGGCUUUCACUUGGUAAAGGGGAGAUCAGGUCAUGCCAUGGAAGACUAUCUUGUUGCUCAAUUCAAGCAAGUUGACGACAAUGAAUUGGGUUUAUUUGCAAUAUUUGAUGGCCACUCAGGUCACAGUGUACCUGAUUACUUGAAGUCUCAUUUGUUUGAUAAUAUCUUGAAAGAGCCUAACUUCUGGACAGAACCUGCUGAGGCUGUUAAGAGAGCAUAUGGUAUAACUGAUUCUACUAUUUUAGACAAAUCAGGUGAAUUGGGUAGAGGGGGUUCAACUGCGGUUACUGCAAUAUUGAUCAACUGUCAGGAGCUGCUAGUGGCCAAUAUUGGGGAUUCCCGGGCUGUCUUAUGCAAGAAUGGCGUGGCCAAACAACUAUCAGUGGAUCAUGAACCAAGCAUAGAAAGUGAAGAUAUAAGAAACAGAGGUGGUUUUGUGUCAAACUUCCCAGGGGAUGUUCCACGUGUCGAUGGUCAGUUGGCGGUGUCAAGGGCAUUUGGUGACAAAAGCCUGAAGAUACAUUUGAGCUCAGAACCAUAUGUAACUUUGGAGAUGAUAGAAGAUGAUGCAGAGUUUCUUAUACUAGCCAGUGAUGGGUUAUGGAAGGUAAUGUCAAAUCAAGAAGCAGUUAGUGCUAUCAAAGAUGUUAAGGAUGCCAGGUCCGCAGCUAAGGUGCUUACCGAAGAAGCAAAGAUCAGGAAAAGUUCUGAUGAUAUCUCUUGCGUUGUUGUGAAAUUUCAGUGAUCACUGAACUCACAUAGUAGAUUUUUAUCUUCGAACUUGAAAAUGUAACAUAUACUUUAGUGUAUAUGGAUUAAUGUUGAUUCCCUUUAGGUGUUAUUAUGUUGUGGCAUUCUGUUUGUGAUAUUUUAUCUGCUUUCAUACAAAUCAACUGUCUGAGAACGUGUUGUUUGAUGUAACAGUGUAAAAAAGGAUUUAGUUUUAGAUUGUGUAGACCAAAAUAAUUCGUACGAAUGCAAGAAAGUUUGGUCAAUCUUUAUCA
Molecule: messenger RNA, 1433 nt
Organism: Glycine soja
Lineage: Eukaryota; Viridiplantae; Streptophyta; Magnoliopsida; Fabales; Fabaceae
Product: probable protein phosphatase 2C 39
Exons: 5
Coding region: 326-1174 (282 amino acids)
Biological process (GO): protein dephosphorylation
Cellular component (GO): cytosol; nucleus
Molecular function (GO): protein serine/threonine phosphatase activity
Source: RefSeq, a predicted model, not a curated record